Molecule: messenger RNA, 848 nt
Organism: Scomber japonicus (chub mackerel)
Lineage: Eukaryota; Metazoa; Chordata; Actinopteri; Scombriformes; Scombridae
Gene: lim2.5
Product: lens intrinsic membrane protein 2.5
Exons: 4
Coding region: 13-537 (174 amino acids)
Cellular component (GO): plasma membrane
Molecular function (GO): structural constituent of eye lens
Source: RefSeq, a predicted model, not a curated record
AUAGUGUCACUCAUGAUGUACAGCUUCAUGGGAGGGGGCCUAUUUUGUGCCAUUGUGGGGAACAUCCUCUUGGUGGUCUCCACAGCUACAGACUACUGGAUGCAGUAUCGUCUGUCAGGCAGCUUUGCCCAUCAGGGCCUGUGGAGGUAUUGCAUGUCUGGCAAGUGCUACAUGCAGACCGACAGCAUUGCCUACUGGAAUGCCACUCGUGCUUUCAUGAUCCUCUCUGCCAUGUCGUGCUUUGCUGGCAUCAUUGCAGGAAUCCUCUCCUUUGCUCACUUCUCAGCCUUUGAGAGGUUCAAUCGCUCAUUUGCUGCUGGGAUCAUGUUCUUUGUUUCGACUCUCUUUGUUUUGCUUGCAAUGGCCAUUUACACUGGGGUGACAGUGAACUUCCUGGGCAAGCGCUUUGGUGACUGGCGCUUCUCUUGGUCCUACAUACUAGGCUGGGUGGCACUGCUCAUGACCUUCUUUGCAGGUAUAUUCUACAUGUGUGCCUACAGAAUGCAUGAGUGCAGAAGAGUGGCUGGCCCACGUUAAAAUGAACAGGAAAUAAUGUGUCUCGGGUGCAGAUUCCUAUUCAAAAAAAAGAGGACAUAUAUACAAUAAUAAAAUCUCGAUUUGCAUAUGCACUUAAUGUGUUUUGUGGUUUUGUCAUGACAUGGUCUACAGUGGUUUGGGAUAGAAAGCAGAACAGUACAUUUGAGCAGGAUUUAAUCACUCUUAAAAGCAGCUUUUGUUACCCAGUAGAGAGCAAAACUAUGUUUGAAACAUUGCCAUAUGAAUUAACUUUUAAAUGUGACCAUACAAGAUGUAAUACAGUACACAAUACAAUAAACUUUAAAACUGGG